Molecule: messenger RNA, 2376 nt
Organism: Leptosia nina
Lineage: Eukaryota; Metazoa; Arthropoda; Insecta; Lepidoptera; Pieridae
Source: the annotation of a GenBank genome assembly
AUGGUGAUAGCAAAAAAUAAGCAAUUGAAGCCACAAAUGACUGCUACCGCAAAGAAUAUGGAUUACACUUGGACAGCUGGCUCAGAGCCCCCAGCCAACAAACAGGAUGUGGGUGUCCCUAGGGCAGUAUUUAUUCCACAUUCAAACUCAUUACCAUUUGAAGAAAGGCGAGUGACGUUAGAAGAGCCAGUUAAGAUCGGCAGAUACGUCUACCGCGGCUCACCCUGUCCGACCAACACGAUUUUCGACUGUCGAGUACUCUCGCGGCAUCACGCUACACUCUACUAUGAUAAGGGGCAUUUCUACCUUGUGGACAACCAAAGCAGCAAUGGCACAUUCAUCAACAACAACCGGUGUGCCUUCGUCAAAGAGCCGCAAGAGGUCUUCUCUGGAGACGUCGUGCAGUUCGGCAUACCGGUCGUGGAGAACACUGGCAACUCGGAGAAGAACACCUUCCCACCGGUGGUAGCCAUGUUAAUGCUGUACCAUCCAGACGGCACAGAGGCGAAGUUACAUCUCAACGAAUUGUAUCAACUGAAUAACUAUGUACAAGAAGCGAUCCAACGCGAGGCAUCCCUCGAGAGCCGCCUGCGCACGCUCCGCGAAUGCGUGGAGAGUACGCGCUCAGAGGCGCAGUCCGCGUGGGAGCUGUUCGUUGGCGAGCAGCGGCUGCUGAUGCGGGUCCACACCCUCGAAUCGAUGCUCGCCGCCGGCAAACACCCCGACACGCAACACGUCGCCCAACUCCUCACUGACAAGAAGAACUAUCAGGAGGUUGCCCUAGAAAGCUUACGAACCGCCCACGAACAGAGACUAGCGCUGGAAGAGAGUCUCGAACGGCGAAGCAGAGAAGCAGCAGCAUUACAGAAGCAUAACUGCGCGCUGCGCUUGGCUGCUAACAAUGCGCUAGCUGAACUACAGAAAUUAGCAGCGCGAUGCGAACGCAAGAUGUGUGCGGCCCGACUCGCUAUCUCUACGGCAGAGGAACGGGAGAACACGCUAAGGAAACGACUGCCGCUCACCUAUUCAGUACAAAACGGCGAAGCGAAGAUGUUGGUUCUGAGUACGGACAGCAACAAGAUUCAAGAAGCGAAACGCAAUAACUCGUUGGAGGAGGCCGUGCGUUCAUUGCCAGAUUAUAUUAAAUUGUUGUUACCUCAUGCGCUUCUCAACAAGGUCGGAAUAAAUGCUGUAUCAGCUGAUGGGAAGUCAGCUAAAGACAUCGACUUAAUACUAAAGAAGAAUCUGAUCAAUAACUCUGACAAUAACGCAGAAAAGCAACAAGAAGAGGAGAGUGUGGGCUCGAGCGGGGAAAAGACAACGGAGACUAACUCUUGCGGCGAUGAAGAGACUACGAAGCUUAACAAUGAUAUAGACAAUGAGAAGACAUGUAUUACAGACGGGGACAACGGAGAGACCGCGCCGGACGUCGACCUGUCUCCAGACAACAACGCCAACUCCACCUUCACGGAUGACAAUCGAGAGGAGUCACCGGCGAAAGCCGGCGUGGAGUACGCGAACAUUCUCCGCGUAAUGGCCGGUCUAAACGAAGAGAUCAAAGCGCUGAGGGAACGCCUGGCCGCCAGCACAUCCGAGAACGAGCAGCUGCGCAACAUUCGCGACGAGCUGCUAGCCACCAAAGAGACGGUAGAUCAGCCGGAGACCCACGACGCGGCGGCCUAUAGGGCGACUAUCGCCGAUCUGCAGGCUCAACUAACUCGCUCGAACGUGGCCGAAGAAUCGAACCUCGCGGAGAUAAAGCGGUUAGCAACAAACGCGGCAGAGAUGCAAGCGGAGCUCGCGUUCCGUCCGACGCGCUCCGACAUCGACGACCUGACAGCGGUCGUCGGCAACCUUCGCGCGGAGGCGCUAGAAAAGGACAGACUGAUCAAACAGCUCGAAGCGUCCAUAGACAAGCAGAGGGCCACGCUCGAGAAGGCCACAGAGACGUCGCGAUCCCUAGAAGACCUUACGGACGAAACCAUAGACACGAAGAGAAUCUCCGCUGACAUAGACGAGAUGUUCCAUCUCGAUUACGAUGACGACGACACGGACUCGACAGCGACGGAGAUCAACAAGGAUCUGGAUGUUGACAGCAAGCGCAGUGACGUCACGCUCAGCGAGUACGUCCGUAUUGAUGACGAGCAGCGGCUGCAGGUCAGCAUGCAGAACGGCACGCUGCACGCGCUUGAGGAGGAGCUCGUUCGCGCCAAAGAGAGGUGGGCGGAAGUGUCCGCGGAGAGAGCGCGUCUCGCCGCGCAGCUGGCGACGCUGCAAGACAAGCCGCUCAGGAUAGACGUCACCCACGUCGCAGCGCUCGCCGUCCCCAUAAUCGUCGCGUGCCUCUACUACGCCCUGCUCCCCUAUAUCUCUUGA